AUGAGUUUUUUAAGGAGAGAUAAAUCUAAAGCCAACUUUAGAGAUGGUUCUACUGCUGGAUUAGAGGAACCAGUUUCCCCCACUACUCAUUUUUCACCCAACCCUCCACCUCCAGUUGAAGGCAACCAUGGAGAACAUUAUCAUGAUCCAGACUCCCCCAGAUCCUCUGUUGUAUCAUUACCGCAACUCAUCCAUAACUCUGCUACUCACCAUUUAAAAGAGAAUUAUCGCGGGUUCCAUGCCAACAAACGACCAAAAGGUAUUGCCAAUGUCCCGCCGUUAGCCCAACCCAUUAAACCACGAUUUAAAAAGAAGAGCAAUUCAUUAUUGAACAAACUAAUAUAUUCUACAAAGAAAGAAGACGAUGAAACAGCCAUAACCGGGAAAGAAUCUCGAGCAAGCUCCAUUGUAUCGGACGAAAAACGGAAAAGUGCAAGCCUGGCAUCGUCCGGUAGCUCAAGACAGAAAUUUAGAUUUUCUUCAUUUGAUAGUAAUUUGUCUUCAUCGUCCACUUCUCCUCCUAAGGAUAAAAAGGCACUGAUUUCUGAUACUGUGUCUGAUUCAUCAACCGUUACCGCACCCAUAUCAAAUAUGCCAACAAUAUCGAUUGAUCUUAAUCUUGAUGAGAUGCACGACAUUGUCAAGUCUCCAGAAACCCCUACCCCGAUAGCUGGUAUGCCAACUCAGAAAGUAGAGAAAAAGGCUUCACCUACAGCCAUCAAAAAUUGGCAAGCUCCUGAAAGUUGGGACGUAAAGGCCCCCACUAAAAAGGAAGAACCUCAUCCACCCAAGAUCGAAGAAAUUGCCCAAGACGAUGAAGCAAUAGAUAAUGUGUUGGAAAAGAAACGAUUACCAGUAUUAUAUGGUACUCAUCAAGUGCCGCAUGUCACAAAUUCGAAGGACAUAAAGUCAAGUCACAUUAUUCGAGUAUUCAAAGAAGAUAACACAUUCACGACAAUCUUGUGUCCAUUGGAAACAACAACCAGUGAGCUUUUGGCUAUUGUGCAAAAGAAAUUCUUUCUUGAGUCAACAACCAAUUUCCAACUAUCAGUGUGUAUUGGGAACUGUGUUAAGGUAUUAGAAGAUUUUGAAAAACCUCUCAAGAUUCAAAUGGGGUUACUCUUACUUAGUGGUUAUACCGAGGAGGACAAGUUGAGAAUGCUAGGGAGAGAAGACUUGUCAUUUGUAUGCAAAUUUGUUGUUGAAAACAUAUUUUUGCGAAGUUUGACUCAUGAUGAAGAAGUGUUAUUGUCUCGGAAUUACGUUGAUGUCAAUAUCUCGUCUCUAAAUUUGAAAAAUAUCCCUAUUAUAUUCCACCAGCACACUUAUGAAAUUGAGAAAUUAAAUGUGGCCAACAACCCCUCUAUAUAUUUGCCAUUAGAUUUUAUUCAAGGGUGUACGACUUUGGCCUAUGUGGACUUUUCCCACAAUGGGUGCUCUAAAUUUCCUAACAACUUAUUAGAAGCAACCCAAUUGACUCAUUUGAACUUGGAAAUGAACUUUUUGGAUGAAAUACCCCAAAGAAUUAGCUGUUUAUCAAAUUUAACAAACUUGAAAUUGAGUUCGAAUCAGCUUUACUCACUUCCGCAUUCCUUUGGUACAUUAACUAAUUUGAAACUACUUGAUUUGUCGUCCAAUUACUUUGAUACCUACCCUGAAACAGUCAACAAAUUGAUCAAUUUGGUCGAAUUAAAUUUUUCGUAUAAUGAUUUGUCGUUAAUUCCUGAAUCUAUUGCAAACUUGAUUAACUUGCAAAAAUUGAAUUUAUGUACCAAUAAAUUAUCAGGAACAUUACCUGGUUAUUUAUCCCAACUUAAAUCUUUAAAGCGUUUGGAUAUCCGAUAUAAUAAUAUUUCCAAUGUCGACGUGUUGGGCAUAAUACCAAAUUUGGAGGUUGCAUAUGCAACCAAAAAUGCCAUCUCGACAUUUAGUGAUCAAAUAAAGACUUUGAGACUAUUGCAUUUUGAUAGGAACCCAAUAACAGAACUCAAGUUUAAUAGUCAGAUGCAAAUGUUGUCGGUUUUGGAUUUGUCCAGGGCCAAGAUUACAGCAUUCCCAGGAGAAUUUAUUGAAAAGAUCCCAAAUAUUGAAAAGUUGGUACUUGAUAAAAAUCAUUUAGUGUCUCUUCCCAAUGAACUUUGUCAAUUGUCAAAAUUAGUAUCAUUAUCUGUCCAUGCGAACAAUUUGCAGUCUUUACCAACAAACAUUGGAGAUUUAAGGUUUUUGAAGUAUUUAGAUUUGCACAGUAACAAUUUGAAAUCAUUACCAGAUCAAAUUUGGGAUCUUUGUCAUUUGACACUGUUGAAUGUUGCAUCCAAUAACUUGACUUCAUUUCCCAAGGCACCUUAUUCUGUGGUGAAAAGGUUGUCUUCGUCUCUUGUUGACGUACGUCUCGAGUCUUCGCAAACUUUAUCUUUAGCUGAUAGUUUGUUGAUUUUGAUAUUAUCUGAUAAUCGAUUAAGUGACGAUUGCUUUGAUGAGAUAUCAUUUUUGGUAGCCUUGAAGUCAUUAAAUGUAUCAUAUAAUGAUUUAAUUGAGAUCCCCCAGGGGGCAUUGAGUCGUUUAACUAGACUCAAUGAGUUGUAUUUAUCGGGUAAUGAAUUGACAACUUUACCAGCAGAUGACUUGGAAGUGCUAAAGUCAUUAAAAUUGUUAUAUAUGAAUAAUAACAAACUUGUCUCACUCCCGGCAGAGUUGAGCCGAAUUGCCAAUUUGCAACAUUUAGAUGUGAGCUCGAAUCAAUUGAAAUACAAUAUUUCUAAUUGGCCUUACGAUUGGAGUUGGCACUGGAAUAAAAAUUUAAAAUACUUGAAUUUUUCUGGUAAUAAACGGUUUGAAAUAAAACAAAGUCAUAUUAAAAACCCUGAAACAGGAGAAGAUUUCGAUAGUUUACUAGUGUUGAAACAAUUGAAAGUGUUGGGAUUGAUUGAUGUUACAUUAACGACAACAAAUGUUCCGGAACAAGCUGUUGAUUUGAGAUUGAGAACCACUGCUUCUGAAUUUGACAAUUAUGGGUAUGGAGUAAGUGAUUCAUUAGGUAUGAGGGACCAUGUUUCCGCUCGUGAUUUAUUUGUUCAGAAAUUUAGAGGCAAAGAAAACGAAAUGUUGCUUUGUGCAUUUGAUGGUAAACAUGGGGCAACCAACCAAGGUCACAGGAUCUCCUUGGUUGCGAAAAACAUGUUUGUGAGAAAUUUAACAAAAGAAUUGCAUGAGAUAAAGAGCGAUGAUGAAAUAGAAAACGCUUUAAGAAAAGCUUUUUUGAAUUUCAACAAAGAAAUCAAUGGUAUCUUGACUGCUAAAAAGAACAAGUCAUUUACCCCCAUGCCUAACAUGUCAAAAGAAGCUCUUGAAUUGAAUUUGGUCGACGAUGGUAACGCCGGUUGUACUGUAACUGUGAUUUAUAUUAAAGAUAAGAAACUUUAUUCGGCAAACAUUGGUGAUAUUGAGGCGUUACUUUGCAGGAACAAUGGUGAUCAGUUUUUACUUACCGAAAAACAUGAUCCUACCAAUCGAGAAGAGUUUGAAAGAAUUAGAGCCUCCGGUGGAUACGUAUCAGGUGGUGGGGAACUAGAUGGUCAUCUAUCGGUGUCCAGAGGGGUAGGAUUUUUCAACUUUUUACCACAUACACAUUGUGGACCUACUGUUCGUCGGUUUAAAAUCACUAAUGAUGAUGAUAUGAUUGUUUUGGGAAGCAAACAGUUGUGGGAUUUUAUAUCUUAUGAAUCGGCCGUUGACAUAAUUCGUAAAGAUAAAAAUGAUCCUAUGGUGGCGGCACAAAAGUUGCGAGAUUUUGCUAUAUGUUAUGGUGCAACCGAUAAAAUCUGCGUUAUUGUUUUAACUUUUGGUAAUAGGCAGAAACAAGCUGCCAACAUGUAUUCCAAUUAUGGUGUUGAUAGAAGACGUCGAGAUAAACAACAAGUUGUUGGAGGAGACUCUAAUCUCCGUAAAUUGGAACAAGAGAUUGAGCCACCAAUAGGACCAUUGGCAUUAGUUUUCACUGAUAUCAAAAAUUCCACUUUAUUAUGGGAUUCGUACCCGGCUCCCAUGAGAUCAGCAAUCAAAAUUCAUAACACGAUAAUGCGUCGUCAGUUGCGGAUUACUGGUGGGUACGAAGUGAAGACAGAAGGUGAUGCAUUUAUGGUGGCAUUCCCAUCACCAACUGCGGCGUUGUUGUGGUGUUUCCAAGUACAACAGAAUUUGGUGACAGCAGAUUGGCCAUCGGAAAUACUUGAAACUGAUCAGUGCUGUGUAGUAUCGGAUUCAGAAAAUAAUACCAUUUUCAGAGGGUUAUCGGUUCGUAUGGGUAUACAUUGGGGCUCUCCUGUAUGUGAACCAGAUGUUAUAACUGGUAGAAUGGAUUAUUUUGGGCCAAUGGUCAAUCGAGCCUCACGUAUCAGUGCUAUUGCUGAUGGGGGACAAAUUGCUGUCAGUUCAGAUUUCUUGGAUGUGUUGAACAGUUUAACUGUGAAACAUAAUAAUAUUAAAAAUAACGUUGAAUCUUUGAUUGAUGCUUAUCAGGGCAAUGAAAAUGCAGGAAUGACAAUUGAAAGAGAAUUGAAUGCAUUGGAAGACCUUGGAUGUAACUAUUAUAAAAUCGGUGAGCGUAAAUUGAAGGGGUUGGAAACGCCAGAACCGAUUACUUUGGUGUUUACAAAUAGAUUGAAAUUGAGAUAUGACAUAUUUCAAAAGAGACUUGAUGCUAAUCACAGUACCCGAGUGGCCGGGACUUUACCGGUUGAGAUUAUAUACGGAUUAAGAACAGUGUCGCUACGGUUGGAGAAUAUUUGUUCCUCGAUCAAUAAUGGUGGUAAUUAUUGUAGUGAAGGAUUUGAAUCAUCAUCAGGGGUUAUCUCACAAAAGAUGAAUUCAUCGUUUAAAGAUCUGGAUUUGAUCUCUUUGCUCAAUCAUGUUACAACUAGAAUUGAAAGUUGUACCUCAACAUUGUUUUUGCGUCAACAAUUAAGUCAAGUCAAGGGAGAUAUGGGGUUGAUAGAGACUACCAACUCUCCAUCUUUGGAUGUUAUCAUGGAUGAAAUAGCAGACAUCAUGAAAACAGUUAAUGAACUUAAAUAG
Messenger RNA from Candida dubliniensis CD36, 5073 nucleotides. It is a transcript of the gene CYR1, whose product is annotated as adenylate cyclase. Lineage: Eukaryota; Fungi; Ascomycota; Pichiomycetes; Serinales; Debaryomycetaceae. The coding region runs from base 1 to 5073 and encodes 1690 amino acids. The record is from RefSeq and is a predicted model, not a curated record. Gene Ontology annotation, molecular function: magnesium ion binding; protein binding; adenylate cyclase activity. Gene Ontology annotation, biological process: intracellular signal transduction; cAMP biosynthetic process. The transcript has a single exon.